CACUACCGUUCUUGCGCCUGCGCACUUGGGCCGAGAAGGAUCGAGGCUGAUAGGGGAAGGGAGCCGCGUGCGGGACAGGAUCCUGGACUGGGAGUUGGUGGGGGUCUUCUAACAACGGGAAAGCGGGAGCGCCGCACGGCCCGGCUGGUGUUAUCUGGGUCUGGCACUUGGAGUCGGCAACUUGGGCGGGGCCAGAGCUGCGGGGGUGGGGCUCUGUCCUGUACGGGAAGCCGCUCUCCGUGCCUCCAGGCCCCUUGGUGAUCCGUGCCUUGCACCCGCGCAGUGCGGCAGGGGGCUGGGCGCGCGGCGCAGCAGAGGGCGGGGCUGGGCGCGGGGUGACUGCGGCGGCCAUGUCGCUGCAAGAGGAUCCGGUGCAGCGCGAGAUCCACCAGGACUGGGCCAACCGCGAGUACAUCGAAGUGAUCACCAGCUCCAUCAAGAAAAUUGCGGAUUUCCUCAACUCCUUUGACAUGUCCUGCCGCUCCCGGCUCGCUACCCUUAACGAGAAGCUGACCGCGCUGGAGCGACGGAUCGAGUACAUCGAGGCCAGGGUAACAAAGGGCGAAACUCUGACCUAAUUGCAGAAGGCUGGUGGGGAGCUGACCUGGAGAUGAUUGUGCGGCUGUGCCAGAGUUGACUGUCAGACAUCUGAUUUCUUCAUUACUUCUUAUUGGUGACAGGACUUCAGCUUGUUUGUGAGAUGCAAUAUCCCUGCCUUCAAGUGCAUGGCUCCAGGGUGACUCCAGAGGAAAUUGAUAAAAUGCAAAUGAGCAUGUUGAAUUCAGUUUGUGCAGACAGAUUCAUGCAGCUGUCAAAUACUCCUGCACCCCUUAAUCUCUCUCUCAUUCCCAGCUGUGCAUGUAGAACGCCUACAUUUUGCAGCUGCAGAAUCUCUCUGGCCAAAAGUCGCUUUGUGGGAAGAAAACUUCUCUUGGGAGCUGACUGGCUGAGGAAGUGGGUGUCCAUGCUAUUGGCGGGCCACUCCUCUGGUGGUUUCAGUUCCUUUAGCAAACACUGCAACUUAUAUCUCUUAGCAAAAAUGUCAAAUAUAUCCAUCCUUCCAGUCUGCGAGCAGAGCAGUACAUGUGCAGUCUGUGGUUGGCAGGGUGAGGCAGGGGAAUAGGUAAUGUGCCAAGAUAAACUCUCUGGGCAGGGUGGGUUUCAGAGCUUUCUGUGUCUUUUGUAUUCUGUAAUGUCACAUGGGGAGUGUCUUUCAUUUGUGUUUCAACAAUAAAUUGCCUCUGCUGAUGGGGUCUGAGCUGA
Malaclemys terrapin pileata is the source of this 1263-nucleotide messenger RNA. Its product is annotated as probable protein BRICK1. Gene Ontology annotation, cellular component: SCAR complex. The transcript has 3 exons. The record is from RefSeq and is a predicted model, not a curated record. Gene Ontology annotation, molecular function: protein-containing complex binding. Gene Ontology annotation, biological process: cell motility; actin filament organization; regulation of actin polymerization or depolymerization. The coding region runs from base 351 to 578 and encodes 75 amino acids. NCBI's taxonomy places the organism in Eukaryota, Metazoa, Chordata, Testudines, Emydidae.